UUUGUGCAGCGGCAGUACACACAGGAGGCGGUGUAUUUAGGGCUUGUGCACUCCCUCUGAAACGCACAUCUCACUACCACACAUCUCACCACAGACUGGAGAAGAAACCAAUCUUCUGCUGCUCACAGGAGGGAAACAAACACGCACUGGACCAGCUGUAGAUUUCUGUGGAUUAUCAAUCAGUCGUGUAUGAGGGUCUGACUGCGACAUAAUCUCAACAACACACUCAAUAUACAAAUUAAGUGAAAUCUACAUAGUCCAUAUGAGUGAGCAAUGCAGCAGCCGUGAGCAGCAGAGCAACUGUGUUUGUGGGUAAAUAAAGAUGUCGACGGCUGAAAAUGGAGUCGGAGGACCAAGCAGCGAGAAAACCUAUAAAAAGGCUGAGGAACCCAAUGACAACAUCAUCGUCGGCUAUUAAGGGAGCCAUCCAGUUGGGCAUUGGUUACACUGUAGGGAACUUGACCUCAAAACCUGACCGAGAUGUUCUCAUGCAGGAUUUUUACGUGGUGGAGAGUGUGUUUCUGCCCAGCGAGGGCAGUAACCUAACUCCAGCACACCACUACCCCGACUUCCGGUUCAAGACCUAUGCCCCAUUGGCCUUCCGGUACUUCCGAGAGCUGUUUGGAAUCAAACCAGAUGACUACCUGUACUCGAUCUGCAAGGAGCCCCUAAUCGAGCUGUCCAACCCUGGGGCCAGCGGCUCGCUCUUCUACCUGACCAGCGAUGACGAGUUCAUCAUCAAAACUCUACAGCACAAGGAGGCUGAGUUUCUGCAGAAACUGCUGCCUGGCUAUUACAUGAACCUCAACCAGAAUCCCAGGACACUUUUGCCAAAGUUCUACGGUCUCUACUGCAUGCAGUCGGGUGGAAUGAACAUACGUGUGGUGGUUAUGAACAACGUCCUGCCACGCUCUGUAAAAAUGCACUACAAAUAUGACCUCAAAGGUUCCACGUACAAACGGCGGGCCUCUCGAAAAGAACGUGAGAAGUCCUGUCCCACUUACAAGGACCUGGACUUUCAGGACAUGCAUGAAGGCCUGUACUUUGACACAGAGACCUAUAACGCUUUGAUGAAGACCCUACAGCGUGACUGUCGGGUGUUGGAGAGCUUUAAGAUCAUGGAUUACAGCUUGCUCCUGGGCAUACACGUGCUGGAUACACAGAACCACAGAGAAGCAGAUGGAAGUGUAGUAGACGGCAGGCGUCCUGUCGGACAGAGGGUUCUCUACUCCACCGCCAUGGAGUCCAUCCAGGGGGGCGGCAAGGCAGCAGAGGCCAUAACCACAGAUGAUACAAUGGGAGGAAUCCCAGCCAGAACUAACAGGGGCGAGAAGCUGUUGAUUUUUUUGGGGAUAAUUGACAUCUUGCAGUCGUACAGGUUUAUCAAGAAGCUGGAGCACUCUUGGAAAGCACUUGUCUACGAUGGUGAUACGGUGUCUGUCCACAGGCCGAGCUUCUACGCAAACAGGUUUCUCAAAUUCAUGAGCACGAGAGUUUUCAGAAAAAUUCAAACAAACCGGUAUUCUCCAUCAAAGAGAGUGCGUAACUCCAUAGUCCCGAUGAAAUCAUCCUCUCAGGAGCUGCUGUCCCCUCAGAGGGAAGACAGAGCAGAAGACAGGGCCGAGAGACUUGUGGCAGCCCGCAGUCUUGCCAGUCUGGAUGGACAAGUGUGCACUUAUUACCGUCGACCCGACCUGGUCCCAGUCACAGCUGCCUACGGUGAACCUUCUUCAAUGGCCACUACUAUGUCCGUCAACGACAGAUACUUGCCUCCUAGAUCAAACUACCGAUAUCCUGUCAACUCGUACUCUAACUACAGGAUGGCAGACAGCGCCAUCUGUCUAACUUCCGAGCAAAGCACAGUGGACACAGACCGAGACGACGGCUCAGUGCUGGAUGUUUACUUUUAAGGAGCCAUGAGAUGAUAGUUAUCGUCUUCCUCAUCACUCUUCAUCACCCACUCUGGACACUUUUUUGUCCAAGAUGCACACCAGGAUUUGCUAAUGAAAGACUGGACACCUACCAUUAUCAUGUGGAUGAUAGGAAAGGAAAUUAGAUGUUUUCUGUGUGUCAUGAAGUUACAGCAGGACAGAGAUGGUGUUUUAUGGCUGCGAAGAGGCGAGUAAGCCUGAACAUGCAGCCUGGGGCCUAAGCAUCCACAGUCAUCAAGUAGUGUGUGUGUGAAUUAUUGUGGAAAAAAAUGCUUCUCACGGGUCAAAGACUGCUUUGUUUAGAUCAGAUUUUGUAUGUUUGCAGCUUUCUAGCUCUUUUGCACCCAAGCAACACACAAACAGCAGAUCAUUCACGACUUGAUUGCUGAAAACUCAUCAUUGGGUUUCGAAAUGUAAAAGUGUCAUACAGUGAUGAUAUUGCCUCUAUUUAUAUUGCUAGGAUAUCUAGUGGACUAGAUUAAAAAGUAGUUCAAUUCUGAAUGUUUAGUCUUUCCUACAUGAUACGAAGUACUUUCUCGGUAUGUCAGAGAAAUGAAUGAUAUUUUCAGCUGAACAUGAAAAGACGUUGAAUUUGUCCUUUUCAAAUCAUAACGCCAAAACUGACUUCUUGCUAUGGGCGGCGUGGUGUUUGAAGAUAAGUCUGAGUUUUAUAUCGGUCAAGAAUUAUAUGCGAAGUCUGGCAUAUUUCAGUUUAAACAUGUAAACAUGUGAGUUUGUGUGCAGUAGAUGUUCAAAAACGAAGGAUUUUUGAUAGCUACGAUGUAGAUCUACAGAGAAUAUUUUGUGAAGGGUGGGGAGUGUUUCAUAUUUGUGAAUCUGUUCCAUUAGGAGAUAUUUCAUAUUGAAGCAUCCUGUUAUGUGCUUUAUAUUAUUUAACAGUGUGCUUCUGUUUUACACAGACAAAUGUUUAACAAGUGAUUCGUAUAAAAAAUUAGUCUUUUGAAUAUCAUUAUUGCACCUUUGUAGAUUAUAAUUUAUGAAACUGCUUUCAAUAAAGACUGUAUAUUGUA
Tachysurus vachellii is the source of this 2962-nucleotide messenger RNA. It is a transcript of the gene pip5k1bb, whose product is annotated as phosphatidylinositol-4-phosphate 5-kinase, type I, beta b. Gene Ontology annotation, biological process: phosphatidylinositol metabolic process. The coding region runs from base 339 to 1910 and encodes 523 amino acids. Lineage: Eukaryota; Metazoa; Chordata; Actinopteri; Siluriformes; Bagridae. The record is from RefSeq and is a predicted model, not a curated record. The transcript is spliced from 16 exons. Gene Ontology annotation, molecular function: phosphatidylinositol kinase activity.